Molecule: messenger RNA, 519 nt
Organism: Labeo rohita (rohu)
Lineage: Eukaryota; Metazoa; Chordata; Actinopteri; Cypriniformes; Cyprinidae
Exons: 2
Coding region: 23-460 (145 amino acids)
Source: RefSeq, a predicted model, not a curated record
CAGAGGCAAAACAGGGGGUGGGAUGGAGGGCCAGGUCCAUGUAGAGCAGGUGGGCCUGGAUCGUGGAGCAGGGACAGACAGUGAAGCACUGGAGGACCUGGAUCAUGGAGCAGGGACAGACAGUGAAGCACUGGAGGACCUGGAUCGUGGAGCAGGGACAGACAGUGAAGCACUGGAGGACCUGGACCGUAGAGCUGUGGCAGACAGUGGAACCUCAGAGGACCUGGGCCGUGGAGCUGUGGCAGACCGUGAGACACUGGAGGGCCUGGGCCAUGGCGCAAUAGCAGACAGUGGAACCUUGGAGGACCAGGGCCGUGGAGCUGUGACAGACAGUGGAACCUUGGAGGACCAGGGCCAUGGAGCAAUGGUAGACAGUGGAACCUUGGAGGGCCUGGGCCGUGGCGCAAUGGCAGACAGUGGAACCUUGGAGGACCUUGGCCGUGGAGCAAUGGCAGAGUAGGGGACCAUGGUGGGGCAGGCAGAACAGGCAGAACAAGAAGCCAUGGCGAGGCAGGCAGA